CCCACCACUCAGCUCACCAAAAUCCCACCAAAAUUAAAAUCGCCAAAAAGCGCGCAAAAUUCAUCAGACGAACCAAUACCGUUGUCUAUUUCCAAUUACUGUACCAUUUUCACUGAUUUUCUCCUCGAUUUUGGAGCACUGAGUCUGCUUCGGGAUACUGUACAUUUGUUCGCAUAAUGAUGUUCAAAUACUGACAGACAAGAACAACAUAAAAAUCAGCUACCAUUCUUCUCCGUCACUCACUCAUUUAUGAAAAAUCAGGAUAUUUCUUGAGGAAAAUUAACCAGGUGUUCUUGCUUUGUACACUCCGUCGCUGUCGCGUUGGUGGGUCAGCAUGAUGUCGCCAUGAGAAAGGCCAGAGGCACCUCCUCCACCACUGCAACUGGUGGCGGCGGCGCGGCGGCGGGGAUGAGGGUGAUUGUGCCCUUACAAGGAGUGGUGCAAGGCCGCGGAGGCCUUUUCUUUGGCUCGGUUAUCCCUUGUGCUCUCUUCUACUUCUUGCAGUUGUACCUCAAGAGCCGCGACGGGGAAGGGCGCCGGAACCCGCCUCCUUCAACGCCGGAAACUGAGACCCUUUUGCCGGAGCAUUCUUCUCCUUCUUCUUCUUUUUCUGGGCUGCAAAGGGUGCACUCAAGGUUGCUACUCUCUCCGAGGGGGUCGAGUGGGCCGGCCAACGUGUCGUCUCGAGCCAAUGCUCUUGUUAAACAGAGUGAUGGGCCUUACUAUGUGGGGCUGAAGCGGGUCGAGGAGGACCCCUUUGAUGAGGUGGAGAAUCCGGAUGGUGUUAUCCAGCUUGGGUUGGCCGAGAACAGGUUAUUGUUGGAUUUGAUUCAAGAGUGGCUUGCAGAUCAUGAAGCGGGAUCGAUAAUGAGCAAGCAAUUAAGCAUAACUGGACUUGCCACAUAUCAGCCAUUUGAUGGGUUGAUGGAGUUGAAAAUAGUUGUGGCAGGAUUCAUGUCUAAACUCAUGGAGAGACCACUUGUUUUCAACCCAGAACAAAUAGUAUUUACAGCUGGUGCGACCCCCGCAAUUGAGAUUCUUGCCUUAUCUUUGGCUGAUCCAGGAAAUGCAUUUCUUGUACCAUCACCAUACUGUCCUGAUCUUGAUGGGGACCUCAAAUGGCGGACGGGGGUGGAGAUCAUUCCAGUUCCUUGCCGCAGUGCAGAUGGCUUCAGUUUGAGUACUAAUUCUCUUGAUCGAGCAUUCAACCAAGCCAAAAAACGUGGUCUUAAAGUUCGUGGGAUAAUAUUAUCCAACCCUUCAAAUCCCGUUGGCAUUCUGUACAGCCGUGAAAUACUUUACAGCAUUCUGGACUUUGCUACAGAGAAGAAUAUCCAUAUUAUUUCCAAUGAGCUAUUGGUUGGAUCCACUCAUGGAACUGAAGAGUUUGUGAGCAUGGCAGAAAUCGUUGAUACAGAAGAUAUUGAGAGAAACCGAGUUCACAUAGUUUAUGGACUGUCAAAGGAUCUAUCUCUUCCCGGGUUCAGGAUAGGGCUCAUCUACACUCUCAACGACAAUGUUCUGUCCGCUGCCAAGAAACUAGCAAGAUUUUCAUCUGUUUCAGUCCCUUCCCAGCAUUUGCUUAUCUCCAUGCUAGCAGAUACGAAAUUUGUUCAGCAAAACACUGAGUUUGUAAACGGGUUAAAACAGUUGGGAAUCGAGUGCAUGAAGAGCUCUGGGGGUUUCUAUUGCUGGGCUGAUAUGAGCUGGCUGAUUCGCUCGUACAGUGAAAAAGGAGAGCUUGAGCUAUGGGAUAAACUGUUGAGCAUGGCUAAGAUCAAUGCCCUUCCUGGAUCUUUUUGUCAUUGUGUUGAGCCAGGGUGGUUCGGUUUCUGUUUCACCACAUUAAGUGAGAAUGAUAUUCCUUUAGCUAUGCAACGUAUUCAGGAAGUUACUGAAACCUGUAGAUCGCCUAGUUAAAUUGUUAUUUUUUCAUUGCCUUUUCAGGCUAAACGUUCAGAUUAUAGAUAUACUUAUGUCAAGCUCGUGUAAGUUUCUUGUUGUGCGUCGAGUUUUGAAAGAGCGAAGCUACUGAUCAUUGGAUUGCUGGCCAGCUCUGACAGCGGAUGCGGCAACCUACUGUUCUCCUCUCUCUGCAUUCGACCGUAUUUGUAACGGCUCAGAAUCUGAUCAUUAUAGAUAGGUUGUUUACAGCAGAUGCUAGAUGGAGACAAUCCUUAGGAAAAGUGGGUUUAUUCUUUUUGUGCAGAAUACUAUAUGAAGUUACAAUAUUAUGUUCUUGUACUGUCACUUUGUAUUUAUCCUUCGAGAGUAUAGGCAAUAAUUUGAAAACUGGACAGUUUUUACAUGGAA
Sesamum indicum (sesame) is the source of this 2313-nucleotide messenger RNA. The record is from RefSeq and is a predicted model, not a curated record. NCBI's taxonomy places the organism in Eukaryota, Viridiplantae, Streptophyta, Magnoliopsida, Lamiales, Pedaliaceae.